GUGAUUACUUUAUGGACGCAGAUAUGAGAUGGAGAAUUCACCAAAGCAGGCCUAAAACCCUAAACGACGCCCUUACUGUUGCUGUUGAGCUGGAAGCCUUCUUGGAAACCGGUCACCCCAGAGAACAAGUACAUUCUGGUUAUCAGUGACUACUUUACAAAGUGGACAGAGGCAUACGCAAUCCCAAAUCAAGAGGCAGUAACAGUAGCUCGUGUUCUGACAGAAGAAUUUAUCUCUCGUUAUGGGGUCCCUAUGGAAAUUCACUUCCCUUUUCAAGGAGGUUUUGAACAUCCUUGGUUUAGACAAAACRAGAACAACUCCCCUCAGRCCCCAAUCUGAUGGAAUGGUAGAGAGGUUUAAUCGGACCCUAAAGAACAUGCUUUCAAAGUUUGUCAAGGACAAUGUUAGUGACUGGGAUUGCCACUUACCCUUGCUUAUGAUGGCUUACCGCUCAUCUGUGCAUGAGACGACCAAAGUGACAGGCAGAAGAGAAAGUACAAUCAACGACUUAAUCAAAAAAACGUAUGAUCGAGGGGCACCAGUUUGGUUUUACAACCCAAAAAGGAAGAAGGGAGUUUCCCCUUGCUUACAGCUUCCGUGGGAAGGCCCGUAUCUUGUUCUGAAGAGGAUUAGUGAUGUUGUGUACAAGAUCCCGAAUAGUCCUCGAUCCAAAACAAGAAUUAUUCACCAUGAUCGUCUCCGGCCCUACCAUGGAGAGAAGGCACCAACUUGGUUAGACGACGUUGAAGAAGUCCAGCCAGUUACAACGGACAGCCUCGGAAGACCUUCUUCGAAAAAGACACCUGACGAAUGUCAUGAAAGACCAGAGACCACGGAACCUAGACUAGUUUGCAAAGAUCAAAGACGCCCGAGAAUUGACACGCUCGAACUCGUUGGAGACACGUUUUUUGAGAAAAUUUACCCYAGCUGA
Molecule: messenger RNA, 931 nt
Organism: Exaiptasia diaphana
Lineage: Eukaryota; Metazoa; Cnidaria; Anthozoa; Actiniaria; Aiptasiidae
Exons: 3
Coding region: 242-931 (229 amino acids)
Biological process (GO): DNA integration
Molecular function (GO): nucleic acid binding
Source: RefSeq, a predicted model, not a curated record